GCUGACUGUAGCGCAGCCGCAGUAGGGAGCCGGCGCUGUGGCGUUAGAAACUGCCUUCGCGGCGCAGGCGCAAGGGGAUUUGGCGCCAGCGCUUGUGCGCGGCGAAUGAAUGUUGUGGAAGCGGCAGCGCUGAGGCUUCUUUAACAAGCAUACCAGUGAUGUUAUGGAAAAGAAAAUGGCUGACAAACCUGUGGAAAGACCAGCUUUCUUUGAAAUAUUUAAGGCACGAUGCAGUGAAUCAGACUUAGGGCCAAUAAGUCUCAACUGGUUUGAGGAACUCAGCACAGAAGCUCCACCCUAUGAAUCUGAAACAUCAGAGAAACUUGAAUACAGAGCUGGCUGGCUUGAUCAAAGUGCUACUAAAACUCCAAGAGGGAAACCCUCUACAUAUAGCCAGUUGGCAUCAACUCCAAUGAUUUUCAAAGAACAGAGUGCAACAUUGCCACUUUUGUCUUCUCCAAUAAAAGAACUGGGUCAGAAGAAAAUAGAAGCAGGCAAAGUCAGUUUGGUUAACAAAGAACAUAGAAUAAGUCCACAUGUUAUGAAGACAAAAUUGGAUCAAACAACUGAAAUAUUUUCACCUCUCAAUACCUCCCUCAGUGUAAGUCCAGCGGCUUUAAGGGAUAUUUACAGAACACCACAAAGAAAUAAUAUUCCUGUGGCACGUGGACGCUUGUUUUGCACACCUAAAUUUUUGGAGGUUAAGACACCAAAAUGUAUUUCUGAAGGCCUGGGAGCAGAAGUGGAUCCAGAUAUGUCUUGGUCAAGUUCUUUAGCCACACCCCCUACGCUUAGUGCAACAGUGAUAAUAGCUAGAGGAAAUGAUUCCAUAUCUGGAGCAAAGCAACAUGAUGAGAGAAUUGCUAUGGUCUUGCACAACUUUUUCUCCAGUCAGGGUAAAAGGCCUGAGAAGAAUGAUAUAAAUGUACUAUCCAUACCAGAGACAGUAAACUUAAAUACAGAAAUUGAUGUCAAAGACCAUGAGCUGGAGAAGAUGUUAGAUGGCUCAUUUGGUGAGAUGAAUAGCUUGGAAGAUAGAUUUCACAUUUCCAUUAAGUCAGGUGGGAACAAAAUGGCACAAAAUGCCCUGCAAGAUGGAGAGAUGCAUGAAAUGACCAUAGAUAUGCCAGAUGCAGGGGAACAUGUUCUUUCUGUAUGUCGUACUAGUGGCAAAUGUCUACAAGAAGUGAAAACAACCAACUGGACUAAGAAAACACACUUUGAUAAAAUGUCUACUGUUUUACUUCAAGAGACUAGUGAAGUGAUGGGGAAUUUUAAAGAUGCUUGCUUAAGGUGUGAAAGAGAAUUGGAUUCUCCUAGGUGUGAGCUGUUUACCCCUAACAUACCAAAUAAUAGAAUACAGAAGCCCUCAGAAAAUAGAAAAUUUACAAGGGAGGAUAUGCCAUCUUCUUUAACGUCUGAAUGGUCUCAGCUGAACUUGUCUGGUCUAGAUGUAACACAACUGGAAAAAAUAUCCACCCGGGACACUUGUUCACCGUCCAGUUUCUGUAGCAAGAAAAGAUCUGAAGGCAAAUUAGCACUUGUGACUAAGGAACAUGAUAACUUCAGUACUUUUGAAACAUCUUUACUGAACACUUCAAGUCUAAUAAAAGCAGAAAAGCUGUUGAAUAUCAAUUGGUCAGAACACAUAGAGAACGAAACAAAAACUUAUGAAAAGUACUCAACCUCUGAAACCUCUCUAAUGCAUUCUGUCUCUCUGAGUGUUCAGGAUCCAACUUUAGUGAAAGCAUCUGCAGCUGAAAAGGUUUCUGAAGUGAACUUUUUAGACUGUAGUUCCUUCUUAAUGGAAAAUACAAACUUUACAGAAUACCCAGAAGUCCAUAACAGUUGCUUUCAUAAACAUUUAAAGGAACGUUCUAAAUGUUCCAUAACUGAUGUUACCUCUCACCCUGUUAUAUGUAAUGCUUCAAUUCCGAAUAAUCCUGAUGACACAAAAUGGUCAACAAAUAAUGAAAACACCCCUGUGAGAUCUGGCUUGGAAAGCAUGAGUGUGUUAUCCAGCUUGAAAAAGAGACCAAAAAGAUUUAUUUAUACAGUAAACAAUGCUUCCCCGUAUCAAGAGGGAAAUGUCCAGAAAGAAAUAAAAACAGGUUCUUUUACUCAUUCUGCAUCAUCUCAUUCAGAAUUUGAAUCAUGUACCUUUAAAGGUCCUGAUACAGCCAAUAAUGAUGAUCAAGAUCUUUUGGUUUCUUCUGCUGAGAGAAAGUAUUUGCGGUCAGAUACUGAGGAAAAUUCCACGCUAUUGAGCAAAUAUGCCACAAGAGCAGAUAGAGUAGAUAACUCACCUAGUAGUUCUUUCAAUAACAGAAUGAUACAUCAAGACUUGAAAGAUGUAUUAAGAAAUAAUAGCAGGGAACAUCAGCCUGCUUCAUCAUUAAAUUGCUCAGAAACGUCUAAUACUCCAAAAGAAUAUUUUAUGCAUAGGAACGUUAAUCCGAAUAACGACACUGUUAUACUUCAGAUCUUUAAGGAUCAACCUGGAGAGCCGUCUAGUGAUAGUGAACAGUUGGUUGAAAUGGAACAAGAGCCAGUAUCUAUGAAAAACUGUCACUUCAAUGAUACUUUGAGUGAAAUUAACCUUGACAUAAGUAAGAACAAUAGUGUUUGUUGCAAUAAAAAAACAUCAGGAGAUGAAAAUGAUGUUACAGGCCAUUUGCCAAUAGAUGAAUGCGAAGCUGUAACUCUGCCACCUAUGGCAAUUCAGCCAUAUAAAAAUUAUAUGUUAAACAGAGAGAGAAAAACAGAUGUAGUUCCAUUUUCAAAAGCUAUAGCUGCUGAUCAAGAAACCAAGUCAAUUGAAAAGGAUGAAAAUAAGCUUCAGACAGCUGCUAACAAAAACACUGUAACUCUAGAAAGUGGCAAAAAACCGUUCGAUCACAAAGACUGUGGUUCAUUACAAGUUGUAAUUUCUGAAAAAUCUACCUUGCCAGAGCUUGCGUUACAAGUCAGACCUGAACAAAUAGUCUCAGGCUUUGUUACACAAGAACCAGAGCCUAAUGUAGAAGAUAAGUAUUGCAUAAAGAAGCUGAUCAAACUUCCUUCCAAACAUAUUGCAUCAGAUAAAGAUUUAUAUUCAAAAAAACCUUUAUGUUUAGACAUCAAGUCAAAAGAAAACCCAGAAGACAAAGAGAAAUGGUCAGGACAUGCAAAUUUUAAUGGCCAUGGCUUAAAUGAAAGCUUUGGUGGCUUCCAAACUGCUUCUAAUAAGCAGAUAAAACUCUCUGAAAAUAGCAUAACAAAAGGCAAAAUGUUGUUCAAAGAUAUGGAAGCUGAGUGCCUUGAAGACUUUUCCAGAGAAGGGAUCAAAAACAUUUCAAAUCAAAUUACAAAGGAAAAUGUUAAGAUUUCUCCAGUUGUGGAUAAUAAAUUGGACACUAACGAUUCCCAUGGUUUUGAUUCACAGGCAAGUCUUGUUGAACCUAAGAAUGCACAAGGUAUCCUGCCUGAAAGCAUUGAUUCAUCUCUUCAAAACUUGCCUAUAAAUCGACAACCUCAACUAAACCGAACUUUGACAGCAAGCCAAGAAGCUGAAAUUACUGAACUUUCUAACAUACUGGAAGAAACAAAUAGUCAGUUUGAAUUUACACAGUUUAGAAAGCAAAGUAAUAUGGUGCAAAAUAAUAGCUCUGAACUGUCUGGAUGUGUAGAUACAAAUGAAACAACUAACUUGAAGAAUAUUUCUGGUAUGUGGCAAGAUGCUGAUUUUGAUGACUCUUUUGAAACUGAAGCCCAAAGAGUAAAUGAUAAAUCUAGUAAGCACACCACAAAUGAAGAGUCUACAGUGAUGGGUAAUGUAAAAGAAGAGAGAGAUAUUUUCCAGAAAAAUAACUGUGAAGAGUUUACCUCUACUAACUUAUGCAGAAAUGCAAAUAAGACACUUCUUGUCCCAAGUUUUUCAGUAUCUACACAGGACAGUUUUUCUAAUUUUGGAGGGUUUAGUUCAGCUGGAGGCAAAAAAAUUAAUAUUUCUAAUGAGGUUUUGAUGAGAGCUGCAAAAUUGUUCAGUAACCUGGAUGAUGAUGGUGAGAUGUUUAAACCCACUGAGAUGAAUCCCAGAAGUGGUUAUUGUAAUAAACACAUGCCUUCUAGAAGGAAUGUUUCCAGAUGUUUGACAGAAAAAGACAACUAUUGUGGAGAAAGUUUAAAAGAUGCAAAUGUUGAAUACCAAAAUACACUGAAAAAUAAUGAAGAAAAUAUUAAUACAUUUGUGCAAAUACAUAAAGAAAAUCAGGGGAAAAGUACAAAAAAAAUGGGUGAAAAUGAUUUUAUUUCUAGUAGUACAAAAAUUAAUAAUUUAAAAGCUAUUAAAUAUUCUAGAUAUAAGAUGGAAAAUGGUCUGUCAUCUAGUGAAGACCACAAUCAGACUCUGAACAUGUCAACAAAAAAAAAUGAGAGUGACACUCACUCUCAGUAUAGUUUACAAGAAGGUUUGUCAGACCUAACAUGUUUGAGCGAAGUGUCUAAAACUGAAGAAAUAUUAACUUUAAAUAUUUCAGAUGAAACAGAACUGGAUCCUAAUAAAAAUGAACAAAAGGUAAAAAAUCUAGAUGAUUUUCAAACUACAUCUCGCAGUAAUAUAUCAGUAUCUCUAGCACCAUUGGAUAAACUCCAUUUGUUUGAAACAUGCACAGAAAAAGAGCUGGAUAAUAUUUCAUCAAAUUCCAAUAGGCAAAUGAGAAAUAGUGUAAACAAGAAAGGCAGAGGUGCUACUUCUGUAAAAAAAACCAUUAAUGUAAACCAAAACAAAUCCAAAAUAGGCUCUGACCAUCAACAAAUCUCCAUCCAAGACACAGAUUUUGAAAUAAAAAAUAUAAAACAGAACAAUAUGACAAGUUUCCAUACCGCUAGUGGCAAGAGAGUUAUAAUUACUGAUGAAUCUUUGACUAAAGCAAAACAAAUUUUUGCAGAAGAAAAUGUUUUCCUAGAAAAUAAGCAUAAUAUUGGUAAUUUUGAGGACUCCAAGAUUCAGGCUUUAAAAAAAAAGAAAUAUAACAAAGACAUUAUCAAAGAUUGUGAGUUAUUUGCAGAAAUUACUCCCAAAUAUUAUCAAGAAAUGCUUAACCUUACAGGUAACCUUGUUUCUAAAGAACUUGAUAAUCUACCUAAAAAGAUAUUAGAUGAUAGUCUAAUUAAACAACCUGUGGAUGUUGAAACUGUGAAAAAACUUUCAGUAGAGGUACAUUUAUCUGCUAAUUUGGACAAAGAACCUGAAGAACACUCAGAAACUUCAUUUUCAAAAAAGCCUGUUUGUGUGGCCAUAGGAAAGUCAGAUUUAGGAUUUUAUACUGGAAAUGACAAAAAAAAAUCUCUAAGUGAGGCAUCUUUAUUUGAGGCAAGAAAGCUAUUUGCAGAGGGAGAUCUGGAAAAUUCAUCCCAAAAAAAUGAUGGCUCAAAAAGUACAUUAAUUGUUUCUGCUAUUGAUCAGAUUACUACAGAUUUGCAGUUAAAAGAAGUAUCCGAUAUUCUUGCAGAACAUCCCAUCUACAUAAAUAUGAAAAAUAUUUUAAAUGUAAAGGAGGACAAAAUAAAAAAUGAUUCUCUUUACUUAACUCACAGGGAAGAACAUUGCUCUUUUCAUUUAAAAGAUGAUAGUAAAGGGUCUGACUUUCAACAUUCAAAUGAUUCAAGUCAUGAUGUGAACUGCUUCCCAGAAAAUAUGGAUAGUGUUUCUCAAGAUCAGCCACUCAUAAGUCUCACUGCAGACAAAAACAACUUAGUUAGUUCUGAAGAUUUUCAAAAUGAGAGUUAUGUGAAUCAAAACUGUGAUUUAAAAUUUCUGGAUGCCAAGAAUGUUUUGAAAAUCUCAGCCACUGAAGUGGCAGGCUCCAGUUCAAAGUUUUCUAAGGAUGGACUAGUUCCAUUCAGUACAGCAAGAGGUAAAACAGUCACUGUUUCCUAUGAUGCACUAAAGAGAGUCCGACAGAUGUUUCCAGAAAACUCUGAUAAAUCUAGGAAACAGAACACUGAAACUAAAUCAGAAACUAAUCAAAAUGAAAUUGCAGCAAAUUGCUCUCAGACCUUGGACAGUGCUAAGUGCUCCACUUCUGCUAACUCUUCAAAUAUAGACAAGAAUGAGACCUAUAAUUCAUCUACAUGCCAUUUUCCCAAUGCAAAUGAGAACAGCUAUGAAGAUGGACAAGCACUACAGUACAAUAGAAAUAAAUCUGUAGAUAUUGGGUCUGAGCCAAGUCCUCAGACGUCAUGCUUUCAGGUGAAUGACACAUUUUCUGGCCUAUGUAAGUUUUCUAAAAAACUAAAUCAUCAGUCAGACUUUUCUACAGGUAAUUAUGGAUUUUUUAGCACAGCAAGUGGUAAACCUGUACAGUUAUCUGAAGAUUCAUUAAAGAAAGCUAGAAGUCUCUUUUCUGAAAUUGAAAAUAAUAAUUUGUCAGAUCAACAAUGUGUAUCAGAGCUGAAAUGUGAUUAUGAUGCAUCUUCAGUUGGGGACCAAGUAGAAAAGUUUGUUGGAACAGGAAGUACUUCAGCACUUAGGAAAUCUGAGAUAGCAAUAUUACAAGAAAAAAGAUUUCCAAACCCUGAACUGAUUUCAAAUGCUACUUUCGGAUUCAGCACAGCAAGUGGAAAGCAAGUGCUAGUUUCUGAAAGUGCUUUUCUGAAAGUGAAGCAGGUGUUCGAUGACACUGCCAACAGCAAAUACUGCUUUGCAGAUCAACUUAGUUUAAGACAAGAUCCUGUUACAGCCCUAAAAUCUUCUGUUAAUUAUGUUGAUGCAACCAAAGCAGUAGAUAAAGCCUCUUUAAAAUCCCAAAUCCAGGAAACUCAUAAUGAAGAACUUGACUUAACAAAUAGCUGUCCUCUUGAAAUGAAGCCUUUACGAAACAUUUACAAUAUUAAAAUACCUGCAUGUGCACCUCACAGUGAGAAAGAUGAGCACCUAACUCUGUUAAACAGUUUUACACCUUCAGAGGAGACUCAGCUUUUCGAAAAAGAGCAUCACGGUCUAAAUAGGAUGGAAAUGGAAGCUGAAGCAGUUCCGUGCAGUGCUCCAACUAAAACAAAGCUGGAUGUUUAUCAUCUUACACGCUCCCAAAGUUCAGAAAAAUACUUGGAAACAGAAGCAGUAGAAAGUGCCAAAGCUUUUAUGGAAGAUGAUAAACUCUCUAAUUCUGGAGUAGAAAAUAAUACAAAAAAAACCCUCUUUUUUUGUAGAAAGAUUGAUAAAAACUGUCCAUUAAAUAUGAGAAUUGGGAAAAGACACAUGGAAGAGAAAACCUCACUUGGAGAACCUCCAAUUAAAAGACAACUAUUACCUGAAUUUGACAGAACAGAGAAUCCCCACAAAUCUUUGAAAGCUUCAAAAAGCACUCCAGAUGGCACAGUGAAAGACAGAAGAAAGUUUAUGUACCAUAUUCCUUUAAAACCUGAAACUUGUGUUCCUUUCAGUGCUACUAAAGAACGACAAGAAGUCAAGAAUCCUAAUCUUACUAUACCAGACCAGGGUUUUAAAGGAUUUAAAUCUAAAUCUGACAUUUUUCAGCAUCAUGUGUUAAGACAGUCUUUAAGUGGUACAUCAGGCUUUUUUACUCCAUUUAAUAAGAUUUCUGCUGAAGAAACUGAGAAAAGAAGAAAUCUGCCGGUAUUGAGCAAAACUGCCAAAACUUUUGUGCCACCUUUCAAAGUUAAGACAAAUGUUUCCACAAAUGAGCAGCAUGGCAGCAAAAGACUUGACUCAUUGAUUAACAAAAAUAUGAAUAGAGAUAAAGAACUAAAAGAUGUCACAAUUCAACCAAAUACUGGAGAGUCUGAAGAUUAUCAGUUAGAGGAGAAAGAUUGCACCAAUCAAGUUACAGUGUGUAAUUUAGGAGAUAAUGGAGAUGGUGAUUCAGCAGAUUUGAUGGAAAUGAUUGCAAACCUUCACUGUGCCAGAAAUCUGCAAGAGAUGAGAAUUAGAAAGAAAAAAAGGCAAAAUAUUCACCCACAGCCAGGCAGUCUUUAUCUCAUGAAAACAUCUGCAGCAAAAAGGAUCUCCCUGAAAGCUGCUGUAGAAGAAAAAUCUCCUAGUACUUAUUCCAUUGAACAGCUGCACAUGUAUGGUGUUUCGAAGCACUGCAUAAAAGUUAACAGCGUAAAUGCAGAAUCUUUCCAGUUUCUCAUCCAGGAUUUUUUCAGUAAGGAGUAUUUACUGGCUGGACAUGGAAUACAGCUUGCUGACGGAGGAUGGCUUAUACCUACUGAUGAGGGAAAGGCAGGGAAAGAAGAAUUUUACAGGGCACUCUGUGAUAUACCUGGUGUGGAUCCAAAGCUAAUUACUGAAGCCUGGGUCUACAACCACUAUAGAUGGAUUGUAUGGAAAUUGGCAGCUAUGGAAAUCUCUUUUCCACAGGAGUUUGCUAAUAGGUGUUUGACACCAGAAAGAGUGCUACUUCAGUUAAAAUACAGGUAUGAUUUGGAAAUUGAUAAAAGUCAGCGAUCAGCUAUCAAAAAGAUAGUGGAGAGAGAUGAUACAGCUGCAAAAACACUCAUACUGUGUGUUUCUAAAAUCAUAUCAUUAAAUGAAAACAUGCCUGAUAUCUGUAGUAAUAAAAACAUUGUGGAAAGCAAAAAAAAAGCAGCAGUGAUUGAAGUUACAGAUGGGUGGUAUGGGAUUAGGGCUCUCUUGGAUCCUCCUCUCCAAGCACUGUUACAUGGAAGAAGGCUGACUGUUGGUCAGAAGAUCAUAGUACAUGGAGCAGAACUUGUGGGCUCUCAAGAUGCAUGCACACCACUGGAAACUCCAGACUCUCUUAUGUUAAAGAUUUCAGCUAACAGUACUCGACGUGCUCGGUGGCAUGCCAAACUAGGAUUUCAUCAGGAUCCCAGACCUUUUCCUUUGCCCUUGUCAUCACUUUUCAGUGAAGGUGGUACUGUUGGGUGUAUUGAUAUAGUUAUUCAAAGAGCUUAUCCUAUUCAGUGGGUGGAAAAAGUACCAACUGGAUCAUAUGUGUUUCGUAAUGGUCGAGCUGAAGAAAGGGAAGCUGCAAAGCAUGCAGAGAAUCGACAAAAACACCUGGAAGCUCUGUUUUCACAAAUCCAAGUGGAGUUUAAACAGCAUGAAGACAAACCUCAAAGAAGAGCACUGAGAUCGCGUGCACUCACCAGACAGCAGAUUCAUGCUUUGCAAGAUGGUGCAGAGCUUUAUGAAGCACUUCAGAAUGCAUCUGAUCCUGGUUGUAUGGAGGGCUAUCUUAGUGGGGAGCAAUUAAAAGCCUUGAAUACUCACAGACAGAUGUUGAAUGAUAAGAAGCAAGCUCAGAUAGAAGCAGAAUUCAAGAAGGCUAUAGAGUCUGCUGAACGGGAAGAACAUGGUUGCUCCAAAAGGGAUGUGUCUACUGUAUGGAAGUUACGUGUUGUGGAUUACAGAAAACAAGAAAAAGAUAACGCCAUUAUAUUGAAUAUAUGGCGUCCAUUAUUGGAUGUAUGUUCUUUGUUAAAAGAAGGUGGUCGGUACAGAAUAUACCAGCUAGUAGCUUCGCAAUCCAAAGGCAAAUCAGACACUGUUAAUGUACAGUUAACAGCCACAAACAAAACUCAGUACCUGCAACUACAGGCUUCGCAAGAGGUGCUGUUACAGAUGUACAUUCCAAGGAAGGCUCUGCAGUUCAGCAUGUUGUUGGAUCCAUCUUUUCGACCAGCCUGUGCUGAAGUGGAUUUAGUGGGAUUUAUAGUUUCUGUUAGCAAGAGAACAGGUUUCACUACUCUGGUAUAUUUGUCAGAUGAAGAUCAUAAUCUAGUGGCCAUCAAGAUCUGGACAGACCUUAAGCAACUUGCUAUUGAAGACAUAAUUAACCCUUUUACAUUGAUUUCUGCAAGCAAUCUUCAGUGGAGAUCUGAAUUCAAAUCAGAAAUUCCCACCUUAUUUGCUGGAGACCUUUCCAUAUUCUCUGCAAGUCCUAAGGAUCGCUAUCUUCAAGAGAGAUUUAAUAAACUGAAGAGCACAACAGAGAAUGUAAAUUGCUUUUACAAUGAAGCAGAACGCAAACUGAUGAAUUUGCUUCAAAGAAAUGACCCACAACCAUAUAACUUACCUAAAGAGUGUGGUUUAGAUCACCUUUCUCCUUCCUGGAAAUCAGGACUUGAUGCAGGAAAUAAAUGUCUGAUUUCCUCUCCUAAUAGCGAAAUAAAGUAUCAGAGGUCUUUGCCAGCCAGCAAGCGUGACCUGAAACUUGUUCCACAAGGCUCAGCACAAAUGACCCCACAUACUUCUUAUAGUGAAGAACCCCCCAAGAACUGCAAAAAAAGAAAAGCUCUGGACCUGCUCAGUCAAAUACCUUCCCCUCCUCCAGUGACACCAAUCAAUUCGUUUGUUUCUUCAUCUUUGAAAAAGGCUUUUCAGCCACCACGAAGCUCUGGUGUCCAGUAUAACAAAUCAUUGAAGAGAACAAAUCAUAACUCUGGUCAUAUCAACUCCUUUAAAAGGACAAAUGAAACUGCCCCUCUUCCUGAGAAUGACUUGGUUGCUGAUGAAGAACUUGCAAUGAUAAACACACAAGUGCUCUUGUAUAAAUUGCCAGAAGAAAAGAAGAUAGAUUGUGUGGCUGAAUCCACCAGUGCAAUAUCCAAUUAUUCAUCAGAUCACCUUUUACUCAAUAAGAAUUCUCCUAAGUCUGCUGCAGAAACAAAAACUUUACAAAACAAUACUGAAGGAGCUGAGGCUCCUGGGAAAGACCCAAGGGAAAGUGAGGGCUCAUUAGCAAUCCAAAAGAAGCUACAAAGGCUAAGAAAACGAAAAUGCUACUAAAUGCAUAUGUACCGUACUGUAUAUACUUCAUAUUUAAAUGAUUUUUUUAGUCUUUGCACAUUGUAAACAUUUAUACAGUACCUAAUUGUACUUAAUAAUGCACAUCUAUAUUGCAAAAACAAAGGUUUAAUAAAUAGAAUUUGCUCUA
Molecule: messenger RNA, 10907 nt
Organism: Chelonia mydas (Green sea turtle)
Lineage: Eukaryota; Metazoa; Chordata; Testudines; Cheloniidae
Gene: BRCA2
Product: BRCA2 DNA repair associated
Exons: 27
Coding region: 164-10759 (3531 amino acids)
Biological process (GO): regulation of DNA-templated transcription; double-strand break repair via homologous recombination
Cellular component (GO): nucleus
Source: RefSeq, a predicted model, not a curated record